Messenger RNA from Mizuhopecten yessoensis (Yesso scallop), 2173 nucleotides. RefSeq names its product serine/threonine-protein kinase RIO1-like. The record is from RefSeq and is a predicted model, not a curated record. Gene Ontology annotation, biological process: maturation of SSU-rRNA. The coding region runs from base 104 to 1843 and encodes 579 amino acids. Gene Ontology annotation, molecular function: protein serine/threonine kinase activity; ATP binding. Gene Ontology annotation, cellular component: preribosome, small subunit precursor; cytosol. The transcript is spliced from 16 exons. NCBI's taxonomy places the organism in Eukaryota, Metazoa, Mollusca, Bivalvia, Pectinida, Pectinidae.
GUUGCUGGAAAUAACAAUUUCCGGUGCACAUGGUUUUGUUAUUGACAUAUGCAAUAAUUUUUGAUGACGAUAUGUAGAGUUUGAACGAAUAUUUAUCUCGAAAAUGGAUUUCAUAGAAGAUGGACAAUUCGAUGAUGCAGAGGAAUUAGCAGAAACUGGGCCCUCUAUCACUGAUCAUCAACCCAUAAAAACGUUUGAAGCCAAUUUAGAAAGAAAAGUUACUGAGCUGAAGCUGGAUGUUGGCGAUGGACCAAGUACAGGUAAUACAGGAGACGAUGGGUACUGGGAGGAAGAGGAUGAGGAGGAAGACGAGGAUGAUAGUUAUGACUGGGAUGGAAUGACAGGAAACUUCACUAAAAAAUAUAAUUCUGUCACUGCUCACAACCAGCAGCCCAAUUCAAAUCGACAGCCAAACAAGAAUCCCGGAAAAGGUGCUAAGCAUUUCCAACCAACAGAUAAAACCAUGCGGAAAUAUGUAGAUAAAAUCAAUGUUGAACAAUAUUCUGGCCCCACCUUGACUAGUUCAGCGAUGUCAGGACUGAUGAACACUGGAAAGAAAAUGAACAACGACAGGUACCAGCGUAAGGACAAGGCCGACAGAGCCACAGCCGAGCAGGUGAUGGACCCUCGUACACGUAUGAUACUGUUUAAGAUGUUGAGUAAGGGUAUUAUCACCGAGAUCAAUGGCUGUAUCAGUACUGGGAAGGAGGCUAACGUUUACCACGCCACGGCCAAAGAUGGCUCGGACCGUGCAGUCAAGGUAUAUAAGACAUCCAUCCUGGUGUUCAAGGACCGUGACAAAUAUGUGACAGGAGAGUUCAGAUUCCGACAUGGCUACUGUAAACACAACCCUAGGAAGAUGGUGAAGACUUGGGCGGAGAAGGAAAUGAGGAACCUUAUUAGGAUCCAUCAGUCUGGGAUACUGUGUCCCGAGCCGGUGUUUCUCCGCAGUCACGUCCUCGUCAUGGACUUCAUCGGCACCGAUGGCUGGCCUGCACCGCUUUUGAAGGACUGUGACCUCUCCGACUCGAAGGCUCGUGAGCUGUACCUACAAUGUAUCCACAUGGUGAGGACACUGUAUCACACAUGUAAGCUGAUACACGCUGACCUCAGCGAGUUCAAUAUGCUUUACCACGAAGGGAGAGUGUACGUGAUAGAUGUAUCACAGUCGGUUGAACAUGACCAUCCGCAUGCUCUCGAGUUCCUACGAAAGGACUGCACCAAUAUCACAGAUUUCUUCAGGAAGAAGGGCGUGUGUACGUUGACGAUGAAGGAACUAUUUAACUUUGUCACUGACGUAACCAUUACCGACGACAACAUUGAUGCCUACCUUGACCAUGUGAUGGAGAUGUCGGUCAAUCGCACGCAGGAUGAUAUCACAGAACAGCAGAAGAUUGAUGAUGAGGUUUUCAAAAAUGCCUUCAUACCAAGAACUUUAGAUGAAGUCAUAGACUUUGAGCGGGAUUUCUCAAAAGCACAGACGGGAAAAACAGAUCAUAUUUUAUACCAGACAGUGACAGGUCUAAAGGCUGACUUGACGGGUGCCCAACAGAAACCGGUACUCCUGGAGAGUAAAACUGAUCUGUCAGAAGCACACACCGAUUUAACAGAGCCCGACAAGAGUGUGGUUGACUCGGAUGAAGAGGAGAGUGACAGUGACAAUGAAAGUGACGAUAGUAACAAGGCAGCAUUAUCUCUCAGGCCAAGGGACGAAUCACCCAACAGUAAAAAGGAAAGAAAGCAAAAGGUAAAAGAGGAACAGAGAGAAAAGAGGAAAAAUAAAAUUCCAAAGCAUGUUAAAAAGAAAAAGGAAAAGAUGGGAAAGAGUGGAAAGAAGAGCUAAGUAAGCGAGUAUUGAGUGAUUAUCACCGACUUUACAGAGAUGGAAUACUCGGUGAUUUGGAGGGACACUUUUGGGGAUUUUUCAUGGAUGUUACAAUGGAUAACUUUUAAUUAUCGACACCACAUCAAUUUCAUAAGGUCAGCAGACCGUUUCGUUUGGUAGGAACUGCAGGUUUUUGUGUGCGACUGUGGUACGUUUCUGUUUUAUUUUAACAUGCAUUUUUCAAAUGUUAAGUUAUAGUCCAUAAGCAAGUGUGAAAGAUUUAAAAUGAGGAGAAAGAGAGAGCAAUGUUCAGUGUAAACUUCUAGAAUCUGCAUUAAAAUUUAUCCA